This is a messenger RNA of Penicillium chermesinum, 1089 nucleotides long. Its product is annotated as class I SAM-dependent methyltransferase. Gene Ontology annotation, molecular function: methyltransferase activity. Bases 1 to 1089 code for a protein of 362 amino acids. Lineage: Eukaryota; Fungi; Ascomycota; Eurotiomycetes; Eurotiales; Aspergillaceae. The record is from RefSeq and is a predicted model, not a curated record. The transcript is spliced from 10 exons.
AUGCAGAACGACAUUGUCAUCGCAGCGGAUUCCCAUGUGUAUCUCCCGGCAGAUAUCAGUGCACCGAGUGACUGGCGCUCAGAAACGACGUCGCUGGAAUCCGAUAUUCGCCAAGGCGUUUUAGAGAAUGGCAGAAUAUAUCAGACCCUCCGGGAGAACAAAAUCCAGUACGCAUUUGUGACCCAUAAUCCGUAUGGUUGCAACCCUCCUCCCAGGGUCCAGACUGAUUUUCGAAGUGUCCCGUCAGAUGAUCAAAUGUUCGAGACGUAUGAGAACAGCCAUCUGUUAAUGAUUAUCUGCGACUCUGAUCUCGAGAACCCUCUGUAUCAUGCCCCGACAGGCAAAUUGCCCAAGCAUAUCCUGGAUAUUGGAACUGGGAAAGGAUCAUGGGCAAUAGACGUUGCGGACAUGUUCCCAAGUGCGACGGUUCGUGGCGUGGAUCUCUUUCCACCACCCUUAAGCUGGAUACCACCAAAUUGCAUUCUAGAAGUCGAUGAUAUCCUCCGAAGCUGGACCUGGAAAGAUCCAUUCGAUCUCGUCCACAUAAAAAAUCUCGACGGCUCCUUUAACGCCCAAGAACAAGAGUCCCUCUAUAAGCAAUGCUACGACAAUAUUAAACCGGGCGGCUGGAUCGAACAACUUGAAGUAAGCUACUUCAUCGAAUGCGACGAUGACAGUCUCCCGGGGCAUAGUGUCUUGCGCAGCUGGGGCCCGCGCCUUGCCCAAGCCGCCCAGAAAGCCGGCAGGCCGCUCGGUGCCAUGCACACCAUGCGCGACUCAAUAGCCAAUGCCGGCUUCACAGAUAUCCACGUGAAGGACUAUAAGCUGCCCAUUGGGCCGUGGCCACGAGAUAAGCAGCUCAAGGAGGUCGGGGAAGUCAACCAUCAACAUUGGAUGGGUGGCAUGGAGGGAUACGGCAUGUGGCUCCUGACGCAUUUCGGGGGACCCCUCGCCUUGGGCGAAGGAGGAGGUUCUGGUCUAUAUUGCACAAAUGAGGCAGGAGCUUAUGGAUAUGAGAUAUCAUAUCUAUCAACGCAGUCGACGGGUCUGGGCGAGAAAGCCGGUACCGGAACCAAGCAUCGAACAUGA